AGCAUUUUGCAACUCAAGGGCAACAGUUUUCAAGGCCAUGCUUGCCAUUUCGCUCUGCCUUUUGCCUUUGGCUCUGGCCAUAUGCCAGGACUGUGACACCGAAGUUGUGAAUCUCCUGACUUGGCAUCGCGGUCAUCGUGCUUCCCGGCACCAUCGCGGGGGCCAUUAUGAUGGCCGCAAACACUUUAGGCGGCAGGGUGGGGACCGCGGUCGUAAACACACCAAGCGGCGCAGAAGAGGUGGCGGCGGCGGCGGCAACAACGAUGACACACCGAGUGUCGACACUAGCGAUUCGGGCUACGUGCCAUGUACCUACAACAAGACCUAUGGCUAUCCUGAUGGUGUUGUUCAAGUUGCUCUGGACUCCACCGGGACUCCUUUGACGGAGUUGGACUCGAGAUGCAGUUCUAAUGCUGUCUCCUAUGUGGAUGACAGCGAGGAGGCAAGCUGCAUUCUGAACAGCCCUGGAGAUUACUAUGACUAUGGCAACUGGGAUGCUGAAUCGGCCUGCCCCUACCCCGCUGGUGCCACGGAGUAUCCGACCGUCACGACACGAGCGGCCUUGGUGAUGCGAGUGAUGCCGAAGAGGUUCGAGAGAUCCUCUUCAAGUGUGGCUUUGCAGCAGACUUGUCAGACAAGUCCAUGGUGCAGUGCGAGGCUUAUUACAACAACUUUGUGGCCCUAGGGGACAGCAUCACGAUCAAUGGCACUUACUACAAGUUGGGCAUUGGUCAUGGCCCACUGAAAGGUGUUCGCGGCAAUUGCUAUUUCAUGGAGUAUGAGGGCAGGUACGCACUGAUCUUCCAGGUGGAUAUUCGAUCUUGGUCUUUUGAGUUCACCUAUGACACCUUGCAGUACAUAUACAACAACCAGGGUGACCCUGGAGGAACCUGCCUCAUUCCCAAUGUGCAGAUCAUCGAUUGUGCUGACAUUCCGGGCAUGUCGUAGGCGUAGCAUGGCGUCUCACACAAAACUGACGAGCGAACCACUCAUUGAUGUAUUGUCUGAUGGGAGCUCGGUGCAGCAAAAAUUGCUGCAGGUAUUGCUUGUACUUGGGGA
Messenger RNA from Durusdinium trenchii, 1059 nucleotides. NCBI's taxonomy places the organism in Eukaryota, Dinophyceae, Suessiales, Symbiodiniaceae. The record is from the annotation of a GenBank genome assembly.